Molecule: messenger RNA, 717 nt
Organism: Asparagus officinalis (garden asparagus)
Lineage: Eukaryota; Viridiplantae; Streptophyta; Magnoliopsida; Asparagales; Asparagaceae
Exons: 2
Coding region: 1-717 (238 amino acids)
Molecular function (GO): RNA-DNA hybrid ribonuclease activity; nucleic acid binding
Source: RefSeq, a predicted model, not a curated record
AUGGACUUUGUUUCUCAGGUCACAUCCCUGAUGCAAACAGACUGCCCAUAUCAGCUGCACCUGCCCGAGCAAGCGAGCCCUCAAAAUCAGAAAUCGGUCAAAGGACAAGCCAUUUGCGAUCUCCUGGCCAGUCAUCCACUGGAAACAAGAACCAACCUAUUUGAAGACCUAACGGAUGAACCCCCCGAGGCCAACACGACCUCUCCAGAGGAGGUUUGGCAGAUGUUCUUUGAUGGUGCAUCUCACGUCAGCACGAGCGGAUCUAUCAUGGCAGGAGUGAGGGUGGUCUUGAUCUCCCCACGCAGCCAUAUGUUACCCCGAGCCUUCUCCUUAAUAGAGCCAUGUACCAACAACGUGGCUGAGUACAAUUCACUGCUCAUUAGACUCGAACUGGCUAAGGAACUGGAGAUAAAGUACCUCGAGGACUAUGGUGACUCUCAGCUCAUCGUCAAGCAAAUGACGGGAGAAUAUGAAGUCAGAAAUAACGAUCUGAUCCCGCUUCACAAAACAACUAUCAAACUAGCUAAGUCAUUCAAAAACUUUUGCAUUGAGCAUGUGCUUUGUUCCAAGAACAUGCACGCGGAUGCCCUGGCGUCCUUAGCAGCUAACCUUGCACAGCUGCUAGGAAUGACUCAAUGUGUCACUGUCGCAAGCCGACGACCCUUUCGGCCGGAGGAUGUUCUGGAAGUAAAUGCCACUCAACAGACUUCGGGUUAA